AUGCACAGCCAGUACGGCCCUAUUAUCCGAGUAGGCCCCCGGGAGGUACACAUUAACAAUCCCGACUUCUAUGAAACCGUGUACGCACUGCGCGGGAAACGAAACAAGGACCCUUGGUUUACCUCGAAUUUUGCUGUCCCUAAAUCGUCUUUCGGCACUCUGAGCCACGACGUGCACAGAUCGAGAAGGUCAUUGAUGGCACCAUACUUCUCCAAAGCUCGUGUUCAGCGCAUUGGGUCUACGAUCCUUGCCAAGGUAGACAAGCUGGUUCGACGACUGGAAGAGUUUGUCCACAGCCAACAGCCACUGAAACUGGAUCCAGUGUUUAGCUGCCUACUUGUUGACAUUGUCUCGGAAUAUACAAACUACAAAUGCUUCAACUACCUCGACUCUCCCGACUUCCAGCCCAUCUGGGCAGACACCACGAAAGACCUGUCCGAGUGCGCAAUGAUGUCUCGGAAUCUUCCAGGGGUCUUCGGAAUUUUGGCAUGCUUACCGAGGCGUCUUGUCAAGCAAAUCUACCCAAAGCUCAUUACUGUCAUGAACUUUCGCGCUGACUGUAUAAAGGAAGUUGCGCACAUGUUUCACAAUACAUCGGAUUCCAAGGAGAUGGCCGAGGUCAAAUUUUGCCAGGAGCCCACCUUGUUCCAUGAUCUCCUCAAGCUAGAGAGUUCCCCCGAUGCCGAGGAGAGGGUGUUGCACGAGUUUAUAUCCAUCAUAACAGCGGGAACCGAGACCACGUCAAACACUCUGACGGCCAUUACAUUUCAUGUCCUAAACAAUAUCAAAAUAAAGCAAAAACUGCGUGACGAACUAUAUCAAGCCUUUGGGGACGGAAACGCAAUGACUUGGACCGAGUUGGAGCAGCUGCCAUACCUGCUAUGCGUUUCAGACCGGGGUGAUAUACGAGGGGCUAAGGUUCGGCAGAGCCCUUGA
This is a messenger RNA of Metarhizium brunneum ARSEF 3297, 936 nucleotides long. Lineage: Eukaryota; Fungi; Ascomycota; Sordariomycetes; Hypocreales; Clavicipitaceae. The record is from RefSeq and is a predicted model, not a curated record.